AUGGGGGAUAACUCGGCCAGUGAAUUCUGGCUCUAUGGAUAUGGAAGCCUGAUUUGGAAACCGCCGCCUCACUUCGACCAACGAAUUCCUGGCUACGUCACAGGCUAUGUUCGCCGGUUCUGGCAGGCAAGUGAAGACCACCGGGGCACGCCCGAGGCACCUGGCCGCGUUGUUACCCUCAUAGAGCGCUCGUACUGGGAAGAGUUGACCGACCACCACGACUCGGCGCCGGAAAAGGUCUGGGGCGUCGCCUACCGGAUAAAGCCUGACAAGGUCGCCGAAGUCAAGGACUAUCUCGACAUUCGUGAAAUCAACGGAUACUCCAUCCACUAUACGCCAUUUCAGCCUGCCGAUGGCUCCGCGCCCAUCCGCACCCUCGUCUAUAUCGGCACCCCCGACAACGCCCAGUUCGUCGGCCCCCAAGACCCUCAAAAGCUGGCCGAGCACAUCUCCAAGAGCCAGGGUCCUAGCGGCUUAAACAAGGACUACCUUCUCGGCCUCGAUGCUGCCCUGGAAGAGCUUUCCCCGGAGAGUGGCGACGAGCACAUUGCUGAUCUCGCCCGACGCGUCCGAGCCCUGGAACAUAUUGCCAAAUAG
Akanthomyces muscarius is the source of this 597-nucleotide messenger RNA. RefSeq lists its product as uncharacterized. The transcript is spliced from 5 exons. Lineage: Eukaryota; Fungi; Ascomycota; Sordariomycetes; Hypocreales; Cordycipitaceae. The record is from RefSeq and is a predicted model, not a curated record. Gene Ontology annotation, biological process: glutathione catabolic process. Gene Ontology annotation, cellular component: cytoplasm. Gene Ontology annotation, molecular function: gamma-glutamylcyclotransferase activity; glutathione specific gamma-glutamylcyclotransferase activity. Bases 1 to 597 code for a protein of 198 amino acids.